This is a messenger RNA of Fonsecaea erecta, 1140 nucleotides long. RefSeq lists its product as hypothetical. Gene Ontology annotation, biological process: protein N-linked glycosylation; cell wall mannoprotein biosynthetic process. The coding region runs from base 1 to 1140 and encodes 379 amino acids. NCBI's taxonomy places the organism in Eukaryota, Fungi, Ascomycota, Eurotiomycetes, Chaetothyriales, Herpotrichiellaceae. Gene Ontology annotation, cellular component: mannan polymerase complex. Gene Ontology annotation, molecular function: alpha-1,6-mannosyltransferase activity. The transcript has 2 exons. The record is from RefSeq and is a predicted model, not a curated record.
AUGGCAUACUUCGACAUGCGACAGCCACGCGGCAGUAGGCGGACCACUGCUCUCAGCAUCCUCCUGGGCGUCGUCUUCGUCUACUUCCUUUACAGCAUCCGUAACACCUCGAUCGACCAGUCCGAACUCCGCUUACGAGUCCAAACGUCCGCCGCCGAAAACCCUCUGUCUCCCCCGACCUCAGCCUUUCGCAAGCAACCCCACGCUCAAAAUGCCCAUGGCGUCCGUCGUCCGCCUCCCGUCGUCCACUAUCAACUCAACAACCUGACCGCCUCGGCGUUGCCCAUCGAAAAGCACGAGAAAGUUCUCAUUCUCACCCCCCUCGCCCGGUUCUACCCCGAAUACUGGGCCAAUCUUCUGGCCCUGAGCUACCCUCACGAGCACAUCAGCCUGGGUUUCAUCACUCCCAAGUCGAAGGAAGGCAAUGCGGCAACCGCCGCUCUACAAGAAGCAAUCAGGGAGACGCAAGCAGGUCCGGAAGAGAAGCGAUUUCAAUCGGUGACCAUUUUGCGGCAAGAUUUCGAGCCUCCGUUGGCUUCACAAGAUGAAAAGGAGCGGCACAAGAUGGAAAAUCAAAAGGUCCGGCGCGCAGCCAUGGCCCGGGCACGGAACAGCCUGCUCUUUACCACCAUCGGUCCGCACACGUCUUGGGUGUUGUGGUUGGAUGGCGACGUGGUCGAAACUCCCCCUACGCUGAUACAGGAUCUGGCGAGUCACGAUAAAGCCGUCAUCGCCCCGAGCUGCAUGCAGCGAUUCGUCAACGACGAUGGGGAGGAAGAUAUCCGGCCUUACGACUUCAAUACCUGGCGCGACAGUGACGUCGCCCAGGAGCUCGCCAGCAAGAUGGGCCCGGACGACAUUCUUCUCGAAGGAUAUGCGGAGAUGGCCACGUACAGAACGCUCAUGACCAAGCUGGCCAAGCUGGGUAGCGGUCGCGACGAACGGCGCCUGAUGCCGUUGGACGGUGUGGGUGGUACGGCUCUGUUGGUGAAGGCCGAGGUGCACCGAGACGGGGCCAUGUUUCCUGCUUUUCCCUUCUAUCAUCUCAUCGAGACGGAGGGCUUUGCUAAGAUGGCGAAGCGGCUUGGGUUCGAAGUUUGGGGUCUUCCUGAUUACUUUGUGUACCAUUAUAAUGAAUAG